Messenger RNA from Closterium sp. Naga37s-1, 270 nucleotides. The record is from the annotation of a GenBank genome assembly. Lineage: Eukaryota; Viridiplantae; Streptophyta; Zygnematophyceae; Desmidiales; Closteriaceae.
AUGCGGAGUAUGCGGAUAGCUGAAUGCAUUGUAGGAGACGAGACGGGGGUGAUUGUCUUCACCGCACGGAAUGAGCAAGUGGACGUUCUGAAGGAGGGCGCAACAGUAAAUCUCCGCAAUGCAAAGAUUGACAUGUUCCGUGGCUCAAUGCGCCUCGCCGUGGACAAGUGGGGUCUAGUGGAGCCCACAGAAGACGCAUCCUUUAAGCCUAAGGAGGACAAUAACCUCUCUCUUGUUGAAUACGAGCUGGUCAACGUUGUUGAUGAAUAG